Durio zibethinus is the source of this 1043-nucleotide messenger RNA. Its product is annotated as zinc finger protein ZAT5-like. NCBI's taxonomy places the organism in Eukaryota, Viridiplantae, Streptophyta, Magnoliopsida, Malvales, Malvaceae. The record is from RefSeq and is a predicted model, not a curated record.
ACUCUCUUUCUCUCAAAAUAUUUCUGUUUCUUUUUUUUUUUUUUUGGUGGUGUUGGGGGAAGAUGGAAGCUCCGGAGGAAGUCGCAAUGGGGUCUAAAGAUCAUAGCAAUAUCGUUAAAGGGAAGCGAACCAAGCGUUUAAGGCCUCAAUCUCCAAUCCCUUUUGCCAUAACUUCCAAUAAUUCAAUACACAAUGGAGAUGGAGGCGAAUUCGAUGGGAUUCCAAAUGUGGAGGACAUGAAUCAUACUCAAUAUUUAUCAACUUCUUCUUCUUUUUCUUCUGAAUACCAUAGCACUGAGGAAGAAGAAGACAUGGCCAACUGCUUGAUCCUCCUGGCGCAAGGCCAAUCAAGAGAAUCAGCGAAAUUACAGCCUGAUGAUCAUCACAAGUUCACUAGCAGAAGGUUCAUGGAAGCAGCUUCAAACGGGACAGGCAAGGCCGGAUACUAUGUCUACGAGUGCAAAACGUGUAACAGAACAUUCCCAUCAUUCCAAGCCCUUGGUGGUCAUAGGGCUAGUCAUAAGAAGCCUAAGGCUGCGUCUGCGGCAGCCAUGGUUGAGGAGAAAAUAAGGCAAUUCACAGCAGCAGCAGCAGCGGCUGCAUCAGAUGAAGAAGAAGGAAAAUUCAUCAAGACUAACAACAUUUCUUCUCUUUCUCUUGAAUUGAGUAAUCAUAAUAAUAACAAUAGAGGUUUGUAUGGCAAUAACAACAAGGCCAAGGUUCAUGAAUGUUCCGUUUGUGGGGCUGAGUUUACCUCUGGACAAGCCUUGGGAGGGCAUAUGAGAAGGCAUAGAGGGCCAAUAGGUACUACUGCUAAUACAGCCUUGUCAUUGACAGUACCAAUGGCAACGGAAUCUCAGGAACCUCAGAAACCAAGAAAUGUUUUGUCUUUAGACUUGGAUCUCAAUCUUCCUGCCCCGGAAGACGAUCACCAUCACCAGGAAUCUAAACUCCCCUUGGCUCCCAAGCAACAGCAGCAGCAGCAAAAACAACAAUCUCGUCUUGUCUUCACCGCCCCCACUUUGGUGGAUUGUCAUUACUAA